GCCCUGGACCUGUGCGUGCAGCUCCUGGAGAUGGGAGAGACAGCUUUGGUUGUGUCAGAUGCAAAGUACUGCUAUGGUGCCCAGGGCAGGAGCCCUGACAUCCCACCCAAUGCGGCCCUCACCCUGGAGGUGGAGCUGCUGGCAGCUCAAGAUGCUCCAGACCUAGAGCUGCUCAGCGGGAAGGAGAAGACAGAACUGGCCAACCGCAAGCGGGAGCGCGGCAACUUCUUCUACCAGCAGGCAGAUUACGUGCUGGCCAUCAACUCCUACGACAUCGCCCUCAAGAUCAUCGGCUCCAGCUCGAAAGUUGAUUUCAGUCCAGACGAGGAGGCUGAACUGCUGGACGUGAAGGUGAAAUGUCUCAACAACCUGGCAGCCUCUCAGCUUAAAUUGGACCAUUACGAGGCGGCCCUCAAGUCCUGUAACCUCGUCCUGGAGCACCAGCCAGGCAACAUCAAGGCUCUCUUCCGAAAGGGCAAGGUGCUGGCUCAGCAGGGCGAGUACAGAGAGGCCAUCCCCAUCCUGAAGGCAGCGAUAGCGCUGCCCUCUCCUCCCCAGACCAUCCACGCUGAGCUCUCCAAGCUGGUGAAAAAGCACGCGGACCAGAAGAACGUGGAGACCGAGAUGUACAGGAAGAUGCUCGGGAAUCCCAGCGCUGCUGGCGCCCCGGCGAAGUGCAAAGACAAGCUGCCCUGG
Molecule: messenger RNA, 696 nt
Organism: Apaloderma vittatum (bar-tailed trogon)
Lineage: Eukaryota; Metazoa; Chordata; Aves; Trogoniformes; Trogonidae
Gene: FKBP8
Product: FK506 binding protein 8, 38kDa
Exons: 5
Molecular function (GO): protein binding; peptidyl-prolyl cis-trans isomerase activity
Source: RefSeq, a predicted model, not a curated record